Molecule: messenger RNA, 3361 nt
Organism: Paramisgurnus dabryanus
Lineage: Eukaryota; Metazoa; Chordata; Actinopteri; Cypriniformes; Cobitidae
Source: RefSeq, a predicted model, not a curated record
AACAUCUGGCAUGCAGUAGACACGAAAUUGUCACACUAUUCAUUUAUCAAUAUGACUAUGUUCUAUCUCUUAUCUGGGCAACACACGCACGCACGCACGCACGCACGCACGCACACACACACACACACACACACACACACACACACACACACACACACACACACACACACACACACUGUUGUUGGCGUAUGUGGUUAACGGGGACAAUUCCAUAGACCCAAUGCAUUUUAUACUGUACAAACUGUAUAUUCUAUUCCCCUUAUCUACCCCUGUUCCUAAACCCAAGGAUCACAAAAACCUGUUGCCAGUCUUUAAUCUAUUAAAAAGAACCAUUACGUUUUAGCUGUUCAGUUUAUGGGGACACUGUGUCCCCAUAAACCAUGUUUAUAGCAUAGUAAACAUGUCAUUAUACACUAUUCAUGUCCCCAUAAACCACAUUUGCACACACACACACACACACACACACACACACACACACACACACACACACACACACACACACACACACACAUAGUAUUAUUGUGUAAAUGGCAGUUAAAAAUCAGAGAAAUGUUUACCCUGAUCACAGUGUCAUCACAAGCAAAGUUCAAAACAAUUUGACCAUUGAAAUUAGGAAAGCACAUAGCAUCCCUUGCAUAAUGUGAUUUUAAAUCAUAUUGUGUGAUAUUAAUUCAGAAUGUUUCUAUGGGUAGGCUAUAUUACACAUAAAUAACUUUCUCUUUUUCUUCCUUUUUCUUAGACAACAUGGUUUCUAAUACAAAGAAAUGCCCCAACUGCCCCCAGGUCAUGCCCUGUGCCACUAAGGUUUGUAAGGCCUGUGGGGCAGAGCAGCCCAAGAAGGCUCGCCUGAUGAAGAGGCUGCAGGCCCUUGAUAAGAAGAAGGGGGAGUGGGUUAGCAAUCUUAAAAAAAACCACAAUGAGGCAGCCAUGCGGGAUGAAGCCAUCAUUUUGCUUGAGAAGCUUCAUGCAAUGGGCUACAAGCCACUACUCCUCCUUCAGAAGAAAGGCAAUGGAAAGAAGCCUAAAAUAGCUUCCCUCACCCCAAGAUGCGAGCUGGACCCGCUGGCAACACAACACCUCAGCAAAAUGGCAGCUUUUUAUGAGUUGGUUUGUGCAGGUUGGAAGGCGUGUGAGGACACUGUCCUCACCCUGACCCUCACCCCCUGUGACGAGCAGGGGACCUCAGGAGAGGCGAGGCCAGAAAUUCUUGUGGAAGAGGCAGAGCCGGAAGGCCUCAUGGAGGAGGCGGGGCUGGAAGGCUCUGCUGUGGAGAUGGCUGGCCUUGUGGCAAAGGCGGCGCUGGAAGGUCCCAGGGUAGAGGCUGAAUGCCUUGUGGAAAAGGUGGUGCCAGAAGGCCUCGUGGAGGAGGCGGAGCUGGAAGGCCCCGCUGUGGAGUUGACAGGCCUUGUGGCGAAGGCGGAGCUGGAAGGUCCUGGUGUACAGGCAGAAGGCCUCGUGGAGAAGGCGGGGCUGGAAGGCCACGUGGAGAAGGCGGGGCUGAAAGGCCUCAUGAAGGAGGUGGAGGUGAAAAGCCCCGGAAUAGAGGAUGAAGGCCUUAUGGAGGAGGUGGGGCUGGAAGGGUCCACUAUGAAGAAUAAAGACCUUGUGGAGGAGGCGGAGCUGGAAGGCCCCGCUGUGGAGACGGCAUGCCUUUUGGAGAAGGUGGCGCUAAAAAUCCCUGCUGUGGAGGCUGAAGCCCUUGUGGAGGAGGCGGGUGAAGAAGAUCUACCUAAAAAAGGGUCAACAGGGAAGAGAAAGCAGAAGUCAGAGGCAGAAAUGGAUAAAAGCAAAAAAAAAAAAAAAAAUUGCGCCUACCACACAGGCCUAGAUGUUUUCCCAAUUAGGAGUGCUCUAAAAGAAAGAGUGAGAAAGGGACAAAGAGAAUUGCUGAUCGACUGGGAGCCUUGUGCAGCAUGUGGGAAACAAUGGACUCCUACUUGGGAGCCCAAGGAGUCAUUUGUUUAAAAUAAUACAUUUUGUAAUAUGUUGUUUUAUUUUUUGUAUUGUAUAUUGCAUAUUCAAUAAAGUUUUUUUAUAGUAAUUUUGUGAUAUUUCUAUACAACGUAAAGUGUUGUUUACAAGCCCCGUGUUGAAGAUGGUAGAUGUUCAACAUUUCUUGCCAUUUCAGAACUGGAUAAUUCAAGAAUGCCUAACUCAGUACAAAAACAUGUUCUUCUUUUGAUAUGUGGUUUAUCAAGAGGUUAGUAAAUUAUUCAACCAAACACAAUGCGUGCACAAAUGGAAGCAGGACUCUGUACAUGCUGUAAGUCAGAUGCAAUUUAUUGUACAUUUAAAAAAACAAUUCCUCACGAAUGACAGUGUUAAUAAUUUAAAAUGAAUGUGCAGUAUCCAUAAUGGUCAUCACAAACACAUGUUUCCAUAUGUAAUAUGCAUGGCAGUUUACAACCUGCCAGUUUCCAAUAUUCAUACAAUAGAAGGUGAUUAUUUACAAUAUUUGUUAUUUUUGGGAGAUUGUGUGUGUGGGGGGGGGGUUGAUUUAGCAGAAACCUUAUAUUCUUAGUAGUUUAAAUGACCUUACAUUUGUCCCCUUUACUGAUGUUUUACCAGUCACUGCUCCUGACAGGCUGAUGUGGUCCCAGUCCUUUAUUUGGCUGCAGUUCCAUGAGUGGUCCCUGGUAAGGUAGAUAAAAGGAAGCUGAAGAAGCCGGUGUUUGUCUUGCCCCACUUCCCUGUAGUAUUCCCACUCCACUGUUUGGUCAUUGAUCCUUGGCUCUCCUGUUAUAUUGUGGUGGUGAGAGUGUAGAACGACCCAAAAAGAAGACCCAAGACGAUUAGAAUGUUCCAGUGGACACUGGUGGUGGUGCUGCUACUGCUUUGACCUCAUGUCGCUUUUACCACAUGGCUGUCCAAUCAAACAGCCUGUUAAGCCUUAACACAACCCCAUUCCACAGACACACACACACACACACACACACUCAUUUUUUCAACCUCUCAUCUGCUUGCAUCCCUGUAGUUUCCAUUAAAUUUAUAUUAAAUCAAUUUUUUUUUCAAUAAUUGUGAUACUUUUGUCAUUUUCAUAUAGAUGACCACAUUCAACAAUUUACAAAUUAAUUAAAAGAAGCAAACAAUGUCUGUAAAUGAAAUAAGUAUGCAUUAUAUUAAUAAACAUGGAAUAGUUUUUACAUUUAGUACAUUGACAAAGUGUUUUAUUGUUCAAGGUAGUUGUGCAGUUUGUGAUCUGAGUUGAUUUAAUAGGUGUUGUUUUUUACAGUCAAAUAGAGUAUGUCCAGUACUCCGGGUGUGCUUCCAAUGUGUGUGAAGUGGACACGUUUACUCUAACUGAAUGUUUAUGUAUUGAUAAUCCAUUGCAUAAGUAACAAUAAAAAUGAUUUCCUUCUUA